CCCAGGAACGCUCAGAGGAGGUGGAGUCCAUCCAAAGUGGGAGUGCCGUGAGAAGUGAGGCUAUAAAUACAUGCUGCGUCACAGAGGCUGCAGCUCUUCAACACAGCUGGAAUACACUGAAACACUGCAGAGGGCGAGGCUCUCUCACUCUUCACAUUUUACCAACUGACUAAAGAACAUUUGCCUUCCUCAACGGAUUAAAGACAGGAUCUCUUACCUGACGUCCAAUAUGACUGGGGUGAAAGAGUGGUUUGAAGAAAAUAGGGACAGUAUUGAAAAGGGAAUGGAGAUCCUGGGCCAAGGCUGUGAGGUCCUGGCAGCCACUGUUGGCCAGUUCCAUCCCAUCCUGGAGGCAGUUUUUAUGGUUUCAGCUGAGCUCCUUAGCAACCCAGAGGGCAGUGAGGCUAAGUAUCUCGCUGAGCAGUUUGAAAAUGUCAACCGGAACUUGGAAAAGAUGCAGGGUGAUAUGAAGAAAACAGAGCUCGCAUUGCAACGAUCAUCGUUGAACAUGGAGAACUUUAACUUCUACUCACAGAUAAACGAACAGUAUAAAAUGUUUAAUUAUAUUUUCACAGCCAAGCCCAAGUUUAAGAAGGUAAAGAUUGAGGAGUUCCUUGAAUUCUUUGAUGAAUAUGAGGGAGACAAAAACCUUGAAUGCUUGUACAAUGCCAUCACUAAGGAGAACACCUCUGGAGAUGCGAUGCUGGACACGAUACUUCUCACCGAGCAGAGGAGCAGGAGGCCAGUGGAGGAAUUCUGUGCUAGCAUGAAGAAGGUGUUUGUGAUUGGUGUUAUAGCAUUGAUGGGAUACACUGCACUAAAGGACGGCACUGUUGGAGAGGACUUGGUGAAGGAAUGGCAAGUCCGCAUGGAGGCCGUGGAGAUCCGCAUGAAGGCAGCCGUGGAUGAAUGUGUAGACAAGUUUGCUGAGCAAGCCAAGACUGAUUUAGAUCAAAUGAUCAAGGAGAGGCAGAGCAGUGUCGACCCUGAGUUUCCAAAGGUCCUCCUGGAUGCUCUUGUCAAGAAGUAUGACUGGGUCUCCUGGUCAGUUAGGGUGUUUAAAGAUGAUGAGCGAAAAUUUCUCAAGCGUCUAGCUCGCAAGCGGCACCAUGUAAAAGAUGGGGGUGUCAAUUAUUUUGAGUAUUUGUGCAAUAAUAAAAUAAGAAUUGUUGUGUCUUUUUCUGCUGAACCUAAACCACUUAACAAGAACCAGAUAAAGGAUCAAAUAGAGGAAGAGAAAGGUAAUAUUGAAUCUGUGUUUGAGUCCCUGUGUGAGAGUCUUCCCAACUGCCUCGUCCAUGCUGUCAGUCGCUCUACCAAAGUAGAGGAAGCCAAUAAUUUCGACCCGGAGCAUAUUUAUUUCAUCUCUCACAAAACAGCAAACAUUUGUAUUCACUCAGAAUAAUGGAAUUAAGAUUAUUUAAAUACGCAGAUGACAAAAUCAGCAUAUACACCAUGUACUCAACUCUCCAGUCUCCUAUGAACUUUACUUUUUUCUUCUUAAUAAAUUUAUUUUCUUUGUUUUAACUUAUAAUUACUGUUGUUGUAGCACUUAAUUAUGGAAACAAAAAUGGAUUUAGACUGAGAGUCAAAGCACUUAAGCUGAACAAGAACAUAUUGGCCUAUAAAAAAGGAAGAAUGGACUGAAAAGAUGUUAGACAUUAUUAUAAUGGUGAUUCAUUAUAUAUACCCCUACAUAAUGCAUAUAAAUAAAUGUAUUUUCAUCACA
Messenger RNA from Clarias gariepinus (North African catfish), 1729 nucleotides. RefSeq lists its product as uncharacterized. Lineage: Eukaryota; Metazoa; Chordata; Actinopteri; Siluriformes; Clariidae. The record is from RefSeq and is a predicted model, not a curated record. The transcript has 2 exons. The coding region runs from base 230 to 1405 and encodes 391 amino acids.